Solea senegalensis (Senegalese sole) is the source of this 2427-nucleotide messenger RNA. Its product is annotated as neuroplastin-like. Gene Ontology annotation, cellular component: cell-cell junction. NCBI's taxonomy places the organism in Eukaryota, Metazoa, Chordata, Actinopteri, Pleuronectiformes, Soleidae. Gene Ontology annotation, biological process: cell-cell adhesion. The transcript has 9 exons. Gene Ontology annotation, molecular function: cell adhesion molecule binding. The record is from RefSeq and is a predicted model, not a curated record. The coding region runs from base 238 to 1434 and encodes 398 amino acids.
UGGCUGACAGCGUGAGGUGGGAGCGACUCAGGUACCCGCUGCUGCAGUAUCUCUGGGCACCGCUAGUCGAGCUAGUGACACUUCUUCUUCCUCCUCCUCCUCCUCUACCUCUGCGUGACACGGCUGGAGUGUGUGCAAGUCUCGGGCGAAUCCACGCCGCAUCACCAUCUCCUCCAUAUCCCACUCAAGUCACCUCAGCGCGCGCGUGUCGGUAUUUUUCAUCUCCCGGCUGUGAAGAUGAUGAGAGGUGGAAAACGAGGAGCCGCAGUCAUGUCCUUCUCUCUGGCGAUAGUGGGAGCGUUGAUGCUGCAGUGUGUCUCCUCUCAGAACGCGGGCUUUGUGAAGUCACCCUUUUCUGAGACUAAGCUCACAGAUGAUGUCUUUGAGCUUUACUGUGAUGUGGUGGGAACCCCCACCCCGGAGAUUCAGUGGUGGUACGCUGAGAUCAACCAAGCCGAUUCAUUCAGACAACUGUGGGACGGCGCCCGCAAGAGGCGAGUGUCCAUCAGCACGGCUUAUGGCACCAAUGCUGCAAGUGUGCUCUCUGUGUCCCUUCUCACACUGGAUGAUUCGGGUACAUACGAGUGCAGAGCCAGCAAUGACCCGAGACGUAACCACCUGCACCUUAAUGCAGCCACCCCCUGGAUUCGUGCCCAGGCCACUAUAACUGUGAUGCAGAAGCCUUCAAUCGCCACCUCUGAACAAAUCACCCUUCCUGUGGAAGGUAACGUUCUCAUGCUGCAGUGCAACCUGACCGCCGCCAAUGGUGUCCAUGAGGAGAGCUACUGGAUGAAGAAUGGCGAGGAGAUCCCAGAGACGCGCAGUCCAAAUAAAAACACAGAGUACAGGCUGAACAAACCAAGGGCAGAUGACGCCGGAUUGUACAUGUGUGUCUUCACCUUUGAGAUGGGUCUUCCAGGCAAUGCCACCAUCGAAGUCAAAUCUGCUCCUGAGAUUGUAAGCCACAAGCGUAGUGAGAAUAAGAACGAGGGCCAGCGCGCUGUGCUCUACUGUAAGUCUGUGGGAUAUCCUUAUCCUGUCUGGACCUGGUGGAAGUUCAAGAACGGCAUAUUUCGGGAAAUUGACAACUCAACCGAACGCCACUUUGUCAUGAGCAAGGACAACUACACCGAGCUCCACAUCAUCAACCUGGACAUUACUUUAGAUCCAGGCGAGUUUCACUGCAAUGCCACCAACAUGAUCAGCAGCCGCGACGAGAAGUCUGUGCUGAGGGUUCGCAGCCACUUGGCCCCCCUGUGGCCUCUCCUGGGGGUUCUGGCCGAGAUCAUCAUCCUGGUCAUCAUCAUCGUCGUUUAUGAGAAGCGCAAGAAGCCGGAAGAUUUACAAGACGAUGAUGACCCAGCUGGACCAGUGAAAACUAAUUCGACCAACAACCACAAAGACAAGAACCUCCGCCAGAGGAAUACAAACUGAGCAGCUUGUCUGCUGAGUGUCAUGACACAUGUAUUAACCAUAUGAAGGUAAACAAGAAGAGAAUCCAUACCAUUUGAUAACGGGAUGUGUCUGCCAUUAAACGUAUGGUUGUGGGGGAGUUCACUGAGGCAUGCCUUAUGAUUGUUGUUGUGCUACGGUGUGAGGUCACGAGGCACUCGAAGCAUUGUGGGAUUGUUGACAUUAUAACCAUUGUUGCUGCAUGCAGUUGUUGACGUUUAUGAUUUGUUAACCUCUUAAUCACUUACUUUACAUUUUUACUUCUUCUAAAAUAAUGCAUGCAAGAUGUUGACCUUCUGUUUGACACAGAAAUGGCUUCUUUUUUCUUUUUGUUUCUCUGAGAGUGGCUUUAUGUAGAUACUCUGUACUGUGUUAAAAAGGGAAAAUCAAAACUCAGCAAUGUAAAAGAAAAAUACCACCAUACUCCGGUAUGGCAGUUGUGUACAGUUUUAUCGUUCCACUGCAUACCGUUUUCAAGGUUUUAUCCUUUUACUCGACAAUAUGUAUUACAUUUUAAGGGCUUCGCAAUGUCCCUCUAACUUUAAGGAUUACUUUACUAUAUGUAUGUACUAUAUGUAUUAAAUCACUAUAAGUGUGUAUCAGAUGACCAUUAAUAUAAAGAAUAUUCAUAUUAUAUGAUGCACUUCAAAAAUAGUGGACAAACUGUAUAAAAACCUACUUUAGCAGAUCUAUUCUAAUCAUUUGACAUUAUUUUAAAUGUAUGUGCAUUGUACAGCAUGGCUAUUUACCCUAUGCAAUUAUUCUCCAUAUCAGUAUCCUGAAAGUCAUUACAGCUUUUGAUUUCUCUGUGAUGAAGCUUUAAACUAGUAGGAUCACCGUAGAGCAUUGAUGGCAUACUACACAGCUGCAUGAAUUAUGUGGACAGUGAAAGAAGGUCCAUGUCAGGACUGACACACAUGAAGCAAUUCCAAAUAUCAGAGUCAUUUUUAGGAAUAAAGGUCUUGAAAAAGAAAA